Messenger RNA from Lactuca sativa (garden lettuce), 952 nucleotides. Its product is annotated as Vacuolar ATPase assembly integral membrane protein VMA21-like domain-containing protein. Gene Ontology annotation, cellular component: endoplasmic reticulum membrane. The record is from RefSeq and is a predicted model, not a curated record. Gene Ontology annotation, biological process: vacuolar proton-transporting V-type ATPase complex assembly. Lineage: Eukaryota; Viridiplantae; Streptophyta; Magnoliopsida; Asterales; Asteraceae.
CGAAACCUAUGCCUCAGUUCACAGCUCCCCACUCGUUCAAAGCAUCCUCCACACUUUUUCACGAUAACUCCACAGUUAAUUUCUCUCUCACCUCCGAUCUCCGAUCGCCUGCGUCACCAGACCUUGUUAGACCUCCGAUUCCCGGCGACGCUAGCUACUGUAUCGCCUUUUUCCGAUCUCCUGGUACAGAGUAUGCUUGUCCGAUCUCCUCGUUUUAGACCUCCUAUGUGCUUUAUGUUGUUUACAUCAGAAGAAGAACUAACAAACGGUUCUGGGUUUAAGUUUUGAUUCCAGUUUAAAUCAAUCUCGCCUUCCAUCUCUUUUUAGUUUGAAGGUAUCAAUGGCAAAAGUUAUAGAGAAGUUCUUUGUAACAUCUAUGUUGAUGUGGGCUGUUCCUAUUGCAAUUUUGUACGCCUUCAACAACAAUCUAUUUCCUGGUUCUGCUGACAUGUCUCCAUAUUCAGUGACACUAAUAAGUGGAUUUCUUGCUGUUGUAUCGGUUAAUAUCGUAAUAGCAUUCUACAUUUACUUGGCAAUGAAAGAGCCUUCAGAGAAACACGAGCCUGAUCCUAAGUUUGUUUCAGAAGCUGAGGCGAGUGUCAAACAUCUGGUAGUACCCAGUCAAACACAGGAAACCGAGUCGACUCAGGAAAGCGAGUCGACUCAUAAGAAAGAAGAGUAAAAAGAGAGUAUUUGAUGAUUUAGCAUGUGCUUUUCGGUUGUCAUACUAUCUAUAUGCAUUCUUGUACAUUUUUAUUUUUAUAUGCCGUGGAUCUUUAAAGGAUUCUUUUUGUUAGUAAUUUCGUAUUAAUUGUUUUCCUGGAUUAAAGGCACAACAUGACAUAGCAGAUUGUACUGUGUUUGACAUGAGAGAUAGGAUAUGAAUGACUUCAUUCUCAUCAUUGAAAACAUGAAACAAUCGAAGCCUUAAUAGCUUUGAUCUUAUUUGUCA